Orbicella faveolata is the source of this 1362-nucleotide messenger RNA. RefSeq names its product arsenite methyltransferase-like. NCBI's taxonomy places the organism in Eukaryota, Metazoa, Cnidaria, Anthozoa, Scleractinia, Merulinidae. The record is from RefSeq and is a predicted model, not a curated record. Gene Ontology annotation, molecular function: methyltransferase activity.
AAGUGUUCUGGCUUUAGAGUCGAGGCUGCUGUAGACAACGCUCCGGCCAAGGUAAAACUUUCUUAAAAGUACUCCCGCGAAAAUGAUUUCCGACGACGCUGAUAAAGUAAAAGAAAGUGUAAAGGACUACUAUGGUAAAAGGCUUAAGACUUCUGAUGACCUCCAGACAAACGCCUGCAAGGUUGGAGACACUGCAAUGACUCCCGCCGUCAAGAGCGCUUUGAAGCUUAUACACGAUGAGGUAUCCAGCAAGUUUUAUGGGUGUGGUUUAGUGGCCCCAGAAGCCCUUGAGGGUAUGCACAUCCUGGACCUUGGGAGUGGAUCAGGACAGGACUGUUUUGUUCUUAGUAAACUUGUGGGUGAAAAUGGUCAUGUGACUGGAGUGGAUAUGACUAAAGAACAGGUGGAUAUUGCUAACAAGUAUGUCGAUUAUCAUGCCAAGCAAUUUGGAUAUUUCAAGCCCAAUACUGAGUUUAAACUUGGUGAAAUGGAACGACUGUCUGAUGUAGGCAUACAGGACAAUUCUGUGGACAUAAUAAUUUCAAACUGUGUUGUUAACUUGACUGCUGACAAAAAAGUUGUCCUUAAAGAAGCCUAUCGAGUUCUCAAGGAUGGAGGCGAGGUAUACUUCAGUGACGUUUACUCAGACACAAACCUAACUGAGGAAGCCAGAAAUGAUGAAGUGCUCUGGGGUGAGUGUGUUUCAGGAGCCUUACACUGGAAGGAACUGGUUGAGCUCUCUAAAGAAGUGGGAUUUUAUGGACCUUACUUGGUGACUGCCACACCAUUUGUAGUUGAACCAAAGCUAAGAAGACCCCUGGGUAAGGAUAACAAUAUAUUUCAUUUUGUUUGAACUAGCAUUUCAUUUCUCAAGGAGCUAUAACACAAGAGCAGGUGAUUGCAGUAUACAGAAGGAACCCAGGGUGGAACUCAGUGAAUAUCUGUGCAGGGAUGCAUGCUUUUUGAGCCCUUUCACUAUUUCAGACCCGGGUUUGGGAGAGGUCAAAAUCUUUGGGUAGGGGUGUUUCACUAGGACACUGAAGCCCUUACCCUAUACUAGACCAUGAUCAGCUUGAUUUUGCAACCCUAUUCUAGCCUAGACACUAAAAACCCUACCCUAUCCAAGACUACAUAUAGCUAUCUUCCAUUCAGGAACUCUACCACCAUCAUAGUCCAACAUCUGUUAACUAAACCAAUUCUUACAAAGUCACUUCUGAGUUUCAGUUUCUAUUAUAGGACUCUGGGUAAAGAACCCUGGUCUAGACAAAAUUAUUUAUGCACUUGUCACCUUUUCGGUACAUAAUACCCCAUUCUACACCAAAACUGUCUGAUUUCUAUACCCUGUCCCAGAAUAAACUGCCU